AUGACAACAACUAACGGGGUCAAAGAGUGUGUACCUCCUCAAUUAGAUAAUCUGCUUAAACUUGAUCCGUAUCUUGAACCAUUUCAAGGUGAAAUAAAACGACGAUAUAAUGUAUUUAAAUCAAUUCUUAAACAGUUAGAAACUGAAGAAAAAGGUCUUGAUACAUUUACAUCAGCUUAUAAACAUUUUGGUAUUCAUGUUGAUGCUAAAACCAAUGCAAUUAACAUUAAAGAAUGGGCACCUGCUGCACGUGCUAUGUAUAUUCGUGGAGAUUUUAACAAUUGGCAAGAACGACAAUAUCCAUUUACCCGUGAUGAAUGGGGUGUAUGGAGAUUAACACUUCCACCACUAUCUGAUGGUACACCAGCUAUUAAACAUGGUCAAAUAAUAAAAUUACUUAUUGAAAAACCUGAUGGUCAAUUAGAAGAUCGUCUUUGUCCAUGGUCACGUUAUGUUCAACGAGCUGAAAAAUCAAAUACAUAUCAUGGUGUUUUUUAUAAUCCACCAGCAGAUCGAAUCUAUAAAUUUAAACAUCCUCAACCAAAAAAACCCGAGCGUUUAAGAAUCUAUGAAGCACAUGUUGGAAUUAGUUCAUGGAAAGGUGAAGUAGCUACAUAUGAAAACUUUCGUGUUAAUGUUCUUCCACGAGUUGUCCGACAAGGCUAUAAUACAAUUCAAUUGAUGGCUGUUAUGGAACAUGCUUAUUAUGCUAGUUUUGGUUAUCAAGUAACUAGUUUUUUUGCUGCAUCAAGUCGUUUUGGUACACCAGAAGAAUUAAAAGAAUUAAUUGAUGAAGCACAUAGACUUGGUUUAACUGUUUUAUUAGAUCUUGUGCAUAGUCAUGGUUGUAAAAAUACAGUUGAUGGUAUUAAUAUGUUUGAUGGAACAAAUGGUUGCUUUUUUCAUGAUGGUCCACGUGGUUAUCAUGAUCUUUGGGAUAGUCGAUGUUUUAAUUAUAUGCAACGUGAAGUAAUGCGAUUUCUUCUUUCAAAUAUUCGAUAUUGGUUAGAAGAAUUUAAAUUUGAUGGAUUCCGAUUCGAUGGUGUUUCAUCCAUGCUUUAUCAUUCACAUGGCAUUGGACAUGCUUUUUCUGGCACAUAUAAUGAAUAUUUUGGUUUAGCUACUGAUACCGAAUCAUUUAAUUAUCUUCAAUUAGCUAAUUAUGUUUCACAAACAUUAUAUCCUGAAUCUAUUACAAUUGCAGAAGAAGUAUCAGGAAUGCCAACAUUAUGUCGUCCAAUAGCUGAAGGUGGUGCUGGUUUUGAUUAUCGUUUAGCUAUGGCUAUUCCUGAUGUUUGGAUUAAAUUAUUAAAAGAAAAACAAGAUGAAGAUUGGAAUGUUGGUGAUAUAACUUGGACAUUGAUUAAUCGUCGAUGGUCAGAAAAAAAUAUUGCAUAUUCUGAAAGUCACGAUCAAGCACUUGUUGGAGAUAAAACAAUUGCACAUUGGUUAUUUGAUUCUGAUAUAUAUACACAUAUGUCAGUUCUUGCUGAACGUACACCACGUGUUGAACGUGGUUUAGCUUUACAUAAAAUGAUCCGUUUAUUAACUUAUGCAUUAGGUGGAGAAGGUUGGCUUAAUUUCGAAGGUAAUGAAUUUGGUCAUCCAGAAUGGUUAGAUUUUCCUCGAGCUGGUAAUAAUGAUAGUUAUCAUUAUGCUCGUCGUCUUUUCUAUUUACCUGAAGAUGAUACAUUGAGAUAUAAAUAUCUUAAUGCAUGGGAUCAAGCUAUGAAUGCUUGUGAAGAAAAAUAUAAAUGGCUUUCAGCUACAAAUACAUUCUUAAGUCGUCGACACGAAGGUGAUAAAGUCGUUGUAUUCGAACGUGGUGAUCAUGGUUUAUUAUUUAUAUUUAAUUUUCAUACAAAUAAAAGUUUUGCUGAUUAUCGUAUUGGUUGUGGUCGAUGUGGAAAAUAUAAAGUAGUACUUAAUUCUGAUUCAAAAUCAUUUGAUGGUUUGGGUCGAACCAGUGAUAAACAAGUCUUUUUAACGGAAGAUAUCAAAUGGGAUGAAAGACCAUUUUCAUUUAAUGUCUAUACACCAUGCCGUAGCGUUUUAGUACUUGCGUUAACCGGUGAUGUUAAUUAA
Molecule: messenger RNA, 2085 nt
Organism: Adineta steineri
Lineage: Eukaryota; Metazoa; Rotifera; Eurotatoria; Adinetida; Adinetidae
Source: the annotation of a GenBank genome assembly